Messenger RNA from Selaginella moellendorffii, 666 nucleotides. Its product is annotated as pentatricopeptide repeat-containing protein At2g34400-like. Gene Ontology annotation, biological process: RNA modification. The transcript is spliced from 2 exons. NCBI's taxonomy places the organism in Eukaryota, Viridiplantae, Streptophyta, Lycopodiopsida, Selaginellales, Selaginellaceae. The record is from RefSeq and is a predicted model, not a curated record. Gene Ontology annotation, molecular function: protein binding; RNA binding. Bases 1 to 666 code for a protein of 221 amino acids.
AUGCGCCUUCUACAAUGCCGGAUCCGGUGCCGCCCCAGCACAAUCGUUGAGCGCAGGGUAGAACUAGAUCGUUUCUCGUGGUUUCAGCAUGGAAAUCCCGCCGCGGCGAGCAUCCCAGCGCUCCUGAUCGCUCUCAAGGCCUGCGGCGUCGCAAGGGAGGUUCAAUCCGGGAGGAAAAUCCACUGGGACUCGGCCAGGAGCGGCCUUGGCUCGGCGAUUCGCGUGGCAAAUACGCUGAUUUCUAUGUACGCGAGGUGUGGAAGCAUUGUGGAAGCCAAGCGCGUCUUCGAUGGAAUGGAGGCGCCCGACACUGUCUCGUGGAACGCUCUCAUCCAGGGAUACGCUACAAGUGGUGAGGAUGAUCAAGCGUUACAGCUUUUUUUCCAGGCUCGGGGCAGUGGUUUAGUGGAUUCUCGGACUCACGUCUUUACUCUCAUGGCCUGCUCCGCCAUGGCCGAGAAAGAGGAGUUCACUUUCAUCGAUGGAAGGUUUUUAAAGGUGAAGUCUCUCCGCUUGGGCUUGGCUGUUCACUCUCACGCUCGCGACUUGGGUUGUGACGCAGAUAUCUACGUUGCUGGAACGCUGGUGGAUAUGUACUCCAAGUGUGGAAGCAUGGAGAACGCUGUCAGUGUGUUCGAGAGCAUGAGAACGGGCAACCCGAGGUAG